UACGUAACAGCAGCUAAUGUGCCUAGACUGCAGUUUGACGUCUGCCGCCGGUUGAGAGUGUGUGUGUUUACAGGCGGUUGUCAGUGAGUAGGAUUGUCAUAUUCAAACUGUCUCUUCUUCUUGCAGGAAUACCAAACUACUAUUGAACUGACAAGACCUGGUAUGGCAAACAUGUGUUCCAAUCGCUUCCAAGUUUUGUGUCAUGAACAAGUUAUUCGACUUCACGAGGUUAUGGAAGAUGUGGUUCCUAUUCACGGUCGCGGAAAUUUCCCUACUCUGGAAUUGAAAUUGAAAGAUUUGGUUGUAAUUGUCCGUGAUAAAUUGAAAAGUGAAGGGGUCAUAAUACGUGACAUACGUUUGAAUGGUGGUGCUGCCAGUUACAUCCUUGGAACGGACGAGAUUCAAUCGUACAACGACUUGGAUCUGAUUUUCGGAGUGGACCUGUCAAACCACAACGAGUUGCAGAAAAUCAAGAACUGUGUGCUUGGCUGCCUGCUGGAUUUCCUCCCAGAUGGUGUAAGUAAAGAAAAAAUGAGUAGCUGCAGCUUAAAGGAAGCCUAUGUGCAGAAGAUGGUGAAAGUGUGUAAUGAACACGGGGACCGGUGGAGUUUAAUUUCGCUGUCAAACAACAAGGGGAAAAACGUGGAACUCAAAUUCGUGGAUAAGAUGAAACGUCAGUUCGAGUUCAGCGUUGAUUCUUUUCAGAUCAUUUUGGAGAGCUUGUUGACCUUCUAUGAUGUCUCUGCGACACCAAUGAGUGAGCACUUCUACCCAACUGUUGUGGCAGAAAGUCUGUAUGGAGAUUUCUGUGAGGCAUGGUUUCACUUGACAAAGAAACAAAUAGCUACACGAAACCCAGAGGAAAUUCGUGGUGGUGGUUUGUUGAAAUACUGCAAUUUGUUAGUGCGGGGAUUCAACCCUGCUGAGGAUGUGGAUAUAAGGACCAUGGAAAGGUACAUGUGCUCAAGAUUCUUCAUUGAUUUCAGUGGUAUUAACCAGCAGAGACAAAAGCUUGAAGCUUACCUUACAAAUCAUUUCAGUGAGGAUGAAGAGUACAAGUAUGAAUAUCUGAUGACAUUGUAUCGUGUGGUGGAUGAGAGUACCAUCUGUCUUAUGGGUCAUGAAAGGAGACAGACACUCAAUCUGAUCCAUCAACUUGCCUGUCAAGUUUACGUGGAACAAGAACAGAAAAGUUCACAGAAAUGUAUUGAACUCCAACAGUUGGACCAGCUGAACAAUCUUGUGAUCGAUCAGGUGUUCUAUGGCCCAUUCAGUGCACCUACCACAACUCCAGGCAGCCAGUAUUACAACUACACCUAUUCCCCUUCAUCUGCCUACCAGAUUGGGACCAAUACAUGUCCCUACUGUCCCCCUUAUUUGCAGUGUUCAUAGUCAGAACACAUCAUGAUCUCGGCUUCAAAUGUUUAGAUGUUGUGUCAAAAUGGUGAGUGCAAUAACAGUUAAUUGUUGAAAUUUAUAGUUCACAAGUUAUAAUUUGUUAGCUGUUCAGUGUAUCAAGAAGUACUUAUUCAAAUUAAGUGUGUGAACCCAGGAAAGGACUUUGGUGCAAAGGUUUGGACUAACAAUGCUACACAAGUUGAUAACUAGUAGGAGUCUUGACCCACUUAAAAUGCUCCAGUUCAGUGUAAUCAUCAUAUUCUUGUUGGGGAUAAUAUUAUGAAAAAUGUAUAGUGAUGUUAUUUGUGAUAAGUCAUCUUAUGCACCAUAGUAUUCUUCAUUAUUGUAGCAGGGAGUUAGAUGUCUCUUUGAACCCAGUAAUAGGGUAAUUAUCAUUUGUUAAGAGUGAGCAUAUUGGAAAGAACUAUCGUCAAAUAACUUUACAUGCAUAAGUUAUGUUAAGAAUCUGUUACAAUUUAUUAUGUGUCAAAAAUAUUUCCAGUUAUAUAAUAAGAUUAUUUUAUAUAUAGAUAUUAGAUGAGGUUAUGGCUUCCAGUGUUCAAAUAAAAUAUGAAAGUCGGGAGUCCUUGUCAAAACCUUAGUGUUAAAAGUUUUAAAAAAUUAAGAGGUCCAUAGGUUCAAAUACCAUUGAAGAAGACACCAAGGGCCCCAGGACCUUUUACGUUUUGAAUGCUAGCUACAACAAAUGACUAGAGGACAAAUUGAAAGACAAGAUUAGUUUAUAUCUGUAUUUGACGGACCAGCAUUGAUAAGAUUAACUUUCUAUGGGUCUUUACUGUGUGCUGAAGAUGAAUCAUGAGCUGAUAAGUGUCUUAUAUUGAAUAUAUGGCAGACACUGUUAAAUAGUUUCUAAAGUAAACGAUAAGGUAAAAGUUAGGUCAACAGCUAUCACAUUACUCCAGAUUGCAAACAGGUCAUGCAACCUACAUCUGCCGAGUACAUACAUAUUUAGGUACGCAUACUCUCUCAGCAUGCAUGCAGGCAUAUGUCAGGAGUUCAGUGCAUUGUGUUAUCUUCCUCCUGUCAUUCAUUAUCCUAGCCAGCUUAUUCUCUUGAGUUAUGUUAGUAUAUGUCUCGCAGAUGUGCAGUGCUGGAACCCAGUUUGGUUAUGAUAAACUUAAGCGCCUUUAAUCCGGUCUCAUGUUAUUCACGUUCAUCCAGAGCCUUUAUAUUAUUAUUUAUACAUGAGUGACAUCAGUAUGUUCCUGUGAAAAUUUGAUUAAUAUAGAUGUAUUGAAAUUAGGUUAAGUACCAUUUAUGUUGUUUUCCAUCACAGUUUCAAAUUUGAUUAAGUGGAGAAAUGAAUUUUUUUCAGUUAAUUAAAAGAAACUUUCCCCUUGUGCAAUAGUUUUGACGAACAGUCUCUGAAAUGUUUUAAGAAUCUUUCGUAACUCAUAAGAUAGCUUUUAACAAGGGGUAGAUUCCAACCAAGUUGUUUAUCCUAUAUUGGCACAUAUUGAAGGUUCUGGACUUGUUUAAUAAUAUUAAUUGGUCCUUUUAGAUUGUUGGAGUAUGUCAAAGACUUAUGGGGCCCAAAAUUUUGAGUUUUCUUUUUAAAUAUUGACGUGAAUAACGAUAAGAUUGUACAGUAAAGAAACACGUCUAUUCUUCAGUAUAGGAGACAUGUAACCUAUUAUGUGCUUGUGCUCACAUAACUGUGUACCACAAACAAGCUGUGAGUCUUCUAUGCCUCCUCGCUUGUAGGUCCUUGUGUAGAGUAUGUACACAGUUGGGAAAUUGAUCCUGUUAAUGGUUGACCUACAUUUGCAUAUAACAUGAGAUAUGUCUCUCACAUGUGUUAGGGCAAAAGUGGACCAAGGACUGAACUGCUAAUGCUUAAAAUUGGUUUUGAAAACUAUUGCAAAUUAAUAGACGUAUCAGUAAGGGAGCUUGCUAUUUAGUGUUAUAAAUAUGGUUCAGUCCUUUGAACGUAUCUUCAGGUUACAAACUUGUCUGAAAAGUUUUAAUUGAAAAAGAACCCAUAAAUUCUGUAUUUUUGAGAAGAUUAAGAUUAAAAUAACGUCAAACCCAUUGGUGUUCAUGCAUAUUGCAAGGGUUAAAUGUGAAUGACUAAUGUUAAUGUGAGAAGUUUUUAUUUACUUACCAGUCUGUGGGAAAGAUCUUAUUGUAUUAUCAGUAUGGUUGUUGAAAGGAAUUAUUUUGCACCUACUUUUCUGAAACCCCUUUAUGGUAAAAUUUCUUUCAAUCUAGUGAGCUUUACAACUUAUGGCCUGUAAUAGAAUCUAUGACAAUUAUACCAGUUCAACAUGUUCAGACAACUAGACAGUAUUGGUUCAGUAGUGGUAUCAGUACUAUUAUUGUGAUUUGCACUUUAAUGUAACUUUAAAGAGUAACAUCUCCAAGUCAUAAUGAAUUACUCCCUGCAAAUUAUGCGAGCUACAUUUGUUCUGGGUUAGACAACACUUUUCUGUUAAUCCUGUUCGGUUUCUGCCCCUUUCCUUGUCAUUGCUAGGCAUACUUAUCAUAGUUUUCAAGUUUCAUGGUUCUGCUAAUAUACAAAGACCAUGACAAUGACAUGAAAUGUGAUGCACAGCAUGAACAGAUCUGAAUGUUGCCUCAUCCAUGGCUUAAUGUUUCCACCAUUAUUAUGAAAUUGUCAUGACUGUACUUCGCACAAGUCUUUUAGAGACGAGACAAGACAACUACCCUUGCAAUGAGAUAAUAGAUGAUCAGUUGUUAGGAUGUUGCUAAUUUCAAGUGAACAUGUGUUUACCUUGCAUGUAAGUUGAUCUGUAUAAUGGUAAAGGAAUUAGCAAACAGGCUGAUAAGUACACGUUUGAAAAAGUGUGUGAGGACAUUUUGACGAAGGCCACAUUCAGUCAAAAUUUUCUGGUCUCACACCUGGUUGAUGAAUUAAUGAAAAUGUGAUUGGAAUUUUUGUGUGUUUCAAUACCAUGAUUACCCAUUGUGUUUUUGUUAUUCAGUAUAUGGGGAAUGAAAUUAUUUGAGAUGAACAUGACAGAAUGCCAAAUCACCUUCUUGGUUAUUUGACCUUUUUGGAUAAGUAACUCUUUAUUUUGAUUUUUCCAAAACAUGAAGUUGUAGGUAAGCUUUCAUUUUAUGCCCAAAUUUGUUAAACCUUCUGACAAUAUUAACAGCUUCUAUUGCUGUGUAAUUAUUCUGAGUUAUUGUUUAAAGUUUGUUCUAGUUCUGAGAAUCAGUUGACAUUCUGGUUUUGCUUCUACCGUCACCAUGUGACAGAUCAAUUGUAUAGAUACUAGAAACGCAUGAAAAGUAAUCAUUAUGGUCAUUUCAUUACUUGAAGGGGACCCAGUUUAUUCUUUUGAAUUAUUCAUUUGUCAUUUCAUUAAUGUUGCAAAUGAAAUAUAUUUUUGUGAUCAAAAGAGCUUAUGCCAAAGUAUUUUGUCUUGGCAGUGAAAGUAAAAUGCAGCGGCUAUAACUGGUGCAGGCGUGCACCUACAACAUGAACUGUCAGUUGUCUGCAGUGAUAAGCAAGGUGCAGUUUCAUUGUUUAUUCUAUUGUGUCAUACCUACAGUUGAAAUAUAUUACUCUGUAUAUUUCAAAGAAAUUCCAGAAUAAAAUAUUUUGAUCCAA
Messenger RNA from Haliotis rufescens (red abalone), 4996 nucleotides. RefSeq names its product terminal nucleotidyltransferase 5C-like. Bases 163 to 1392 code for a protein of 409 amino acids. Gene Ontology annotation, molecular function: poly(A) RNA polymerase activity; RNA binding. The record is from RefSeq and is a predicted model, not a curated record. NCBI's taxonomy places the organism in Eukaryota, Metazoa, Mollusca, Gastropoda, Lepetellida, Haliotidae. Gene Ontology annotation, biological process: mRNA stabilization. The transcript has 2 exons.